Triticum turgidum subsp. durum (durum wheat) is the source of this 939-nucleotide messenger RNA. The record is from the annotation of a GenBank genome assembly. NCBI's taxonomy places the organism in Eukaryota, Viridiplantae, Streptophyta, Magnoliopsida, Poales, Poaceae.
AUGGGUGGCGUUUUGGGUUUAGUGCAGGUUGAUCAGUCAACUGUUGCUAUCAAAGAAACUUUUGGGAAGUUUAAUGAGGUCCUGGAGCCUGGUUGCCACUUCUUGCCUUGGUGCAUAGGGCAACGGAUUGUUGGUUACCUCUCACUGCGUGUGAAACAGCUAGACGUCCGAUGUGAAACCAAAACAAAGGAUAAUGUCUUUGUGACUGUUGUUGCUUCUGUCCAAUACCGUGCCCUUGUUGAUAAGGCAUCUGAUGCCUUCUACAAACUGAGCAACACAAAGCAACAAAUCCAGUCGUACGUCUUUGAUGUUAUUAGAGCCACUGUCCCAAAGCUGGAGCUGGACGAUGCAUUUGUGCAGAAAGAUGACAUUGCAAAAGCUGUUGAAGAGGAGCUUGAAAAGGCAAUGUCUAUGUAUGGGUAUGAGAUUGUGCAAACUCUGAUAGUUGACAUUGAGCCUGAUGUGCAUGUCAAGAGGGCAAUGAAUGAGAUCAAUGCAGGCAAGUCUAAUGCUCAUUUGCUUUCAAUCCACAUACAUCAGAUUAAACUGGCAGCAAAACAUAUACUAGAUGAUUUGAUGCGUGCUUCUAGGAUGAGGUCGGCAGCCAACGACAAAGCAGAGGCUGAAAAGAUUCUCCAGAUUAAACGAGCAGAGGGAGAAGCCGAGUCAAAGUACUUGGCUGGUGUGGGCAUUGCAAGGCAGCGUCAGGCUAUCGUGGAUGGUCUGAGAGACAGCGUCCUCGCCUUCUCUGAGAACGUCCCUGGCACCACUGCAAAGGACAUCAUGGACAUGGUUCUGGUUACCCAGUACUUCGACACCAUGAAAGAGAUUGGGGCCUCGUCCAAGUCUUCUUCGGUGUUCAUCCCCCAUGGUCCUGGGGCCGUCAAGGAUGUGGCAUCGCAGAUCAGAGAUGGGCUCCUUCAGGCCAACACUCUCUAA